GCGUGGCGGCCGCGCGGCCAUGGAAGCGCGGGGCCGGACAGUGAGCGCCGCGGUCCAGGAGCACCUGAGGCGGCUGUGUCUGCAUGAGUUCCCCUGCGGCAUAGGCAGCUGGAAUAAGUCUCGCUUUCUUUCUCAAACGUGGCGAUCAUGGAGGGAGCUGAUCCCCAGAGAGGAGGUCACGGGGAGCCCUGGGGAGGAGACAGUGGAGGACCUGCUGGGCCUGGUCUGCAGCCCCCACUCACCCUGGGCUCUGCUGGAAGGCUCCAGUGCAGAGGACCGUUUUCUGAGACAACUGGCCAUCCAAAACCCCCGGAUGCUCAAAGUCACCUUCUUCUACUCCUACUUCAGGUCCCUCCAGGUGGUGGACAAGCAGGUGAGCCUGGUGGAUAAAGACCUCCUGAAAUUUUCGAAGCUUGAAGAGUUGGUUCUGAGUGCUAAUCAAAUCAAGGAGAUAGACGCUGUCAAUCUGCCCCCAACUCUCAAGGUGUUGGAGCUCUACGGUAACAGCAUCCCCAGCAUGGAGUGCCUGUGCGUUCGCCCGCCCCCCGGCCUUCAGCACUUGGGGUUAGGGCACAACAAACUCCUGGGCCCCUCGCAGAGUCUGUACAUCACGGCCAGACACUGGCCCAAUCUCGUGUCUCUGGACCUGGGCUUCAAUGACCUGACGGACCUGCAGAGCAUGAUGGGCAGCCUGAGCAGCCUGCGGCACCUGCGGCUGCUGGUGCUGCAGGGGAACCCGCUGGCCCUGGUGCCGUACUACCGGGGCUUCACCAUCGACAGCCUGGCCGGGCUCUGCGUGCUGGAUGACAUCACCGUGUCUCCCAGUGAGAAGCACCAGUUCCGUGGGCUCAGCCGCAGUGGGGACUUCUUGGCACACGAGGCACAGUUUGUGGUGACGAUUGGAAGUGUCACAGGGGUUCUGGACACGUCGGUCUUGGACCCAGAACCAGGGCCGCAAGGCCCUUUUAUCACUUACAGCUAUUAUGUGACCUACAAUUUUGUGGAAGACGAGGAAGGUGAAGGCGGCGAAUACGUGGAAGGUGUGCUGGCCGAGAUCGUCAAGCCUUCUCCCAGCGUGAAGCAGUUAGGCGACGAGAUCCCGGAAAAGGUCAUCCCGGAAGAGGUCAUCCCCAAAGAGGUCAUCCCCAAAGAGGUCAUCCCCCAAGAGGUCAUCCCUGAAAAGGUCAUCCCCCAACGGGCUAAGGAUCCUGUAGAGUCCGUGCCCUCGACGACGUCUCAGUCAGCGGACAUGGAGGAGUCCGUGGCCUCGGGCGGGUCGACGCCCCUGCCCACGUCUGCAGAGGAGCUGGCCAAGCUGCGGCCGCGCAUUGACCCGCAGCUCUGCCGGUCCCCAGGUACUGUGCUCUUCAGCACUGUCCGCAAGCCCUGGGCUGACAUCAUCCAGUGCAACUACGAGAUGCAGCACACGCUCCGGGACCUGGUGCCACUCAAGGCCUUCCUGCUGGCGGGGACCACCGUGACCGUCGUGGAGGAGAAGAUUCUCUCCUGGCCUGUAGUGCCACCUCUCGUCGACAGUCCCUUGUCUACCAAGAAAGGAAAAGGGGAGAAAGACAAGAAAGAGGAGAAAGGCAAGAAGGGGAAAGAUGGGAACAACAAGGCAGCAGCCAAAGGGGAGAAAGAGACGGCCAAGGAAUGGAAGGGGUCCAAGAAGAAGAGAGAACUUUCUAAGGAACUCCGGCAGGACCCACCCAUCCUGCGGGUGCUGGGCAGUGGCCGAGUGCUCCUGGAGCCCCUGCUGAUGGGGGAGCCUCUUGUGUCCACCGUGUGCAACUUUGGGGUGAUCCGCACCAUGGAAUCCGACAGGCUGACAUUUUUCAGGGAUUCAAAGAAUAAGAAAGCUAAAAAAGCUGGGGAGACUAGGAAGAACAAGACCAAGUUUUCAGCAGUGUCAGCCAGUGGGGAGGCCGUGCCCAUCCUGAGGACCAAGCCCUGUGUCUUCCCUGCAGCCCUGCGACAAGAGUGGCUGACUGUGGGUCAAUGCCAUGGGCAGGAGACGCAUUCUGGGUGUACGAAAGCGACUACCAGCCAGAGCCCCUGACGGUGAAGGUCCAGAUCCAGCUGAACCAGUGCCGCUCGGCCGGGGAGGCGCUCCGGAUGCUCGCCGCGUAGCGCGCGCAUUAAAAGCUGUUCUG
This is a messenger RNA of Rhinolophus ferrumequinum (greater horseshoe bat), 2153 nucleotides long. It is a transcript of the gene LRRC43, whose product is annotated as leucine rich repeat containing 43. Gene Ontology annotation, molecular function: protein binding. The transcript has 14 exons. The record is from RefSeq and is a predicted model, not a curated record. The coding region runs from base 20 to 2059 and encodes 679 amino acids. NCBI's taxonomy places the organism in Eukaryota, Metazoa, Chordata, Mammalia, Chiroptera, Rhinolophidae.